Carassius gibelio (silver crucian carp) is the source of this 4638-nucleotide messenger RNA. RefSeq names its product gastrula zinc finger protein XlCGF8.2DB. The transcript has 2 exons. The coding region runs from base 2291 to 3277 and encodes 328 amino acids. Gene Ontology annotation, molecular function: DNA-binding transcription factor activity, RNA polymerase II-specific; RNA polymerase II cis-regulatory region sequence-specific DNA binding. Gene Ontology annotation, biological process: regulation of transcription by RNA polymerase II. Lineage: Eukaryota; Metazoa; Chordata; Actinopteri; Cypriniformes; Cyprinidae. The record is from RefSeq and is a predicted model, not a curated record.
UAGAUUUAUGAAAAAAAAAAAAAAAUUAUCUGAUACAUUUUUACAGCAGUUUAAUAUAGUGGAUGUUUUCAUGAAAUUGCCAUUUGUGCAUUAGCUCCGCCCACUACCGGAGAAACCGGAAUAUCUUCUGCCUGUUCGAAAAGGUUAAAUAAUUCUAAAUAAACUCCAUUAUUUUGACAGGAGAAGACGACAAAAAUAUAGUUUACAUAUAGCGUGUCGAUUCAGCGUGGUAAGACUAUCUAUCUCUCUUUGCAUGUGUGAGAAACAGCGCUAUCAGCAAAGCGACGGAGAGUCGUUCAUCUUCACAAAGAGUCACACGCUUCAGUCUAUGUAGUAAACAAACCCGCACGUCUCUGCUAUUCAUUCAUUCACACAGAGACACGCAGAACAUGCAGGAUUCAUAUUUCAACCAUUUACAGAUACUGAUCCAUAUGGAGAUUUGAUUAGAAAAAUUUAUGCUAACUUUGACAAAUUCCAUCACGGUAAAAUGUAAUUUUAAUUAUCGUGACUGGAAAUUAAGAUUCCAUCUGCGUUUUCUGCUUCGCAGAUAUCAUAGUUCUGUAUGCAUCAAGAUCCAGGUUGCCCGGUCCUCGGAACCACCAGUACUUAAAGAAACCUUUAUCCAGUUUGGCUUUAUCCAGUGUGUCUGCUGCUGUAAACAUAUGGGCUUUAAAAUGAGGAUCCAGCAGGGUUGCCAACAUCAAACACUUGUUUUCUUCUAUUUUGGAAAACCUUUUUUCCAAGCUCUGCAUUGUCUGCCUCAGCGCUCAAAUUUCUCUUGUUUUGGGAAUCUCUACUUGAAGGGGCAUUUUCAGCACAGCAAUGCUUGGACUAAUGCAUGAGGAAGAUGAUUCAGCUUUGCUCAUUUCAAGGGUGACUUCUUCAUUGGGACCCAGUGUCUUUACAAGAUUUGAAAUUAUAUCCCAUUGAUCUGCAGUCGGGAAUUCAAUUUUCCCAUGUUCCCCUGCAUAAACACUCAGUGCACGCUUCUGCUCCAACAUUCUUUGCAGCAUGUCGUAGUGUUAUUGACUACACCACUAGCCACGUUUCCACUAUUGGGCCAAAAGUGGGCAUGCUAAUGCAUGCCAGGGCCAGUCUCGUUUCCACUGUCACUUCCUGUGCUUUACCGUGCCUCGUUUGUGCCCAACGAAAACCUUGGGCCAAAACGGGUUAGCUGGGGCUAGAGGAGUGGUUAUGAACAAAGGCAGAGUAUCUACCGGAGUAUCUAACUAAUUAAAAUAAAUUGAGCUCAAAACUCACUUUCAGUCAGCAGUGAAUGGUUGAAAUAAUUAGAUCCUUUGUGGAUUAUAAUCACCAUACAAAGCAGAAAUAUUUAUGAACAAUGCAAAAGGCUGCACGCUAGGCAUUAACUUGCCAUAAACAUGGUCAAUGGUCAGACUUUUGGAUUUAAAUAUUCAACAAAGCAUGCAAACAAAUGGCUGAUUUUAUCCUGUUCAUUUUGUGAUUGCGCUAGUUCCAGUGACUUGUUUCUUAUUAGUUUUCUGAUAACUUCUCUUUGUUGGUGAAAUUAUGGAGUUGCACGACGUUGUUCCUGAGAGGCAUGUAAAGGGAGGGCUUUAGUGUAGCGCAGCGCAGCUUCUGGUCCAUUGGUGGAAAUGCAGUGCUAUUCUGGCCUCGGUACUACAGGUCAGAGGCUAUUAGCCCCGCAUGGCCUGUUUAAAGCACUUGCUCGCACUGGCCCAACAGUGGAACAGCAGCUACUGAUCUAACAGCACUACAGUAGAGAUGUAGCCACAAUCACAUGUCAAAAGUAGUAAAUUUAAUAAGCACAGUUUAUGUAUUAUGAUGGAGCUUAAAUCCUUAAAUGAAAUCUUCUCAGAAAAACUGGAAAUAGUUCAUUAGAUCACCUUUUUUCUGAUAUUUUAGACAAAUGGUUGAAUUGUCCUGUGCCAGACUAUGCUUGUUUUUAGAUCAAGGGUUUAAUAACUGCAUGUACUUACAUUUUUUUGAGGUGUCCUAUAUACAGUUGCAAUCAAAAUUAUUCAACCCCCAUUACCUGCUAGACAUUUUGCUGCGCAAAACAAAAUUUUAUGAAAACAAUUCAACAAAGGCAUCAGUAAAGUAUUAGAGAGAGUUUCUAGAGAAAUUCAAAAUUGGCUCUAAACAUUCAUGUUUAAAAUUAUUCAACACCCAAAAAGUCAAAUUUUGCACAAAAUCAGAAUAAAGCCAACCCCAUAACAGGGCUUAUACACCUCCAAGUUUGACGAUGGAGAUGGUGUUCUUCUGUUUAUGAGCUUUGCCUCUUUUGCAGCAGACAUACCGCUGAUCCAUGGGUCCAAAAUGUUCCAGUUUGGUCACAUCACUCCAUAAAACGUUCUUCCAGAGCUCCACAGACCUCAUGUCGCUGAAAGAGGAGCGCAUAGUACUGAAUGAAACGGAAGAGAAUGAACAAUAUGAGACUCAUCAUGAUUUUAAAACUGGAGAAGAAUCUUUCUGUUGGCCACAGAUUAAAGAGACUUUCUCACAGAAGACUGCUCAUAAAACAGAAACUGAAAGUUAUUUUACACCUUUUCACUCUAAAAUGAGUUUCAAGGAACAUGAAAACCUGAAAGUACACAAUGGAGGGAAGGCAUUCCCCUGCCAACAGUGUGGAAAGAGUUUUGAUUGUAAUGGAAACCUUAACAGGCACAUGAGGGUUCACACUGGAGAGAAACCUCACAUCUGCCCUGAGUGUGGAAAGAGUUUUUAUCGUAAUGGAAACCUUAAAGAGCACAUGAGAGUUCACACUGGAGGAAAGCCUUUCCCCUGCAAACAGUGUGGAAAACGUUUUACUCAAAAAGGAAACCUUAACAGGCACAUAAGAGUUCACACUGGAGAGAAACCAUACACCUGCCAACAGUGUGGAAAGUGUUUCGAUCAUAAUGGAAACCUUAAAGUGCACAUGAGAAUUCACACUGGAGAGAAGUCUUUCACCUGUCAACAGUGUGGAUUCAAUUUCACUCUUAAAGGAAACCUUAAAUCCCACAUGAAAAUUCACACUGGAAAGAAGCCUUUCACCUGCCAACAGUGUGGAAAAAGUUUUACUCAAAAAGGAAACCUUAACAGGCACAUUAGAGUUCACACUGGAGAGAAACCAUACUCCUGUAAACAGUGCAGAGUCAGUUUCACUCAUGAUGGAACUCUGUACAGGCACAUGAGAGUUCACACUGGAGAGAGUUCCUUCACCUGCCAACAGUGUGGAAAAUGUUUUAGUAAAAAAUCAAACUGUAACAAGCACAUGAGAAAAUUACACGGCCUAUUUUCUACACAUUCUUGAUCAACACAUGAGGAUUCAACUGAGAGAACUUUUUUUUGUCAUCAGUGUGGAAGGAGUUUCUCAGACAGGAAUCAUGUAAUAAUGUUAUUUUGUGUAGGAAGCAGGAGUGAAGACCAGGGGCCUCAUUUAUAAAACUGUGCGUAGGAUCCUUACUAAAACUCUACGUACGCACAAAAGCCAAAAAUAGCGUACGCAAAAAAAUAUUCAGAUUUAUAAAACCAUGCGUACGCACACCUGCACGCAGUUUUCACUUUAUAAAUCACAGCCUACCUGAUAAUUUGCGCACGCAAAAAAAAAUAAUAAUUUACCGCCCUUAAUCCGCCCACAUUCAACCAUAUAUAGACAAUGCAAAUUACCUCAUUGGCCAUGCAUAUUAAAAGGAGCAAGGAAAUGUUUGUUUUUUUAAAAACAAAAUCAUGGCAGCAAUGGAGAGCAAAAGCAAGAAGCGAAAUUUCUCUGAGGCAGAAAUAGAGGUUCUUGUGAGUGAGGUGGACGAAAGGAAGGCUAUUUUGUUUGGUGGCCACAGCAGUGGAAUUACCAAUUAAAAAAAAUAUUUAGAGUGGCAACACAUCACUUCUGCGGUAAACGCAGUUGCUUCGGCAAACAGGACGGUUCCAGAUGUAAAAAAGAAGUGGUCCGAUCUUAAGGUGGGAGCAAAGAAAUGGCUUGCCUCUCACCGACAGAGUGUGUGUGCGACUGGUGGGGGCAAAGGCGUCCCCAAUGGAGACCCGAAUGGCCUCGAUUCUUGGCCAAACCAGUGUGUGUGGCAUUGUGUCUGAGAGGGAGGGAGACACAGAUGUGCUGGAUACAGGGGAACCAGGUAAAUAAAAUGUGUGCUCAAUUAAACAAAAUAAAUUAUACACUCAAAAAAGUCAACUAGCCACUUGUUUGAUUUGCAAAAUACAAAUAUGUCUGAUUAAUAAGAAUAUAAAAUGUUUACUUAUGUUAAAUGAUUCAUUCUUGUUAUUUGUAACUAAAUUAUUAUUCGAAGCAGUGCAAGUUUACUUGAUUUGAUUAGAUGCAUAAUGGGUGCUACGAAUAAAUCAUGUUCAUUCAACAAUUUAUUUUUUUUGAGUGUACAAUUGGUUUAGUCCUUAUUCUUGCAGAGUCUGCGGGAGACCAGUGUGACGAAACUCCCAGCGCAGAGUCUGCAGGGGCUAUGGAGUUUCCCGAGGUCCCCAGCACAAGUGAGUCCCGACCUUGUGGCACGGCGGGAAGUGGCCGGGUGCUGACUGAGGCUGUUCUGCAGACACAGAGAGACACCAUUAAUGCAAUAACUGUAAUCGCAGAUGAGCUUAAGCAAAUAAGGGUUGUGCUGGGUGACAUUGCAUCUACAUUAAAAGAUCUUGUUAAAAAAUGAA